Messenger RNA from Heterotrigona itama, 1516 nucleotides. The record is from the annotation of a GenBank genome assembly. Lineage: Eukaryota; Metazoa; Arthropoda; Insecta; Hymenoptera; Apidae.
AUGCCAGACGAUUUACGAAUUUACGAAUUUACGAGUCUCUUCUUUCACGCUUUAGCCGAAGAGUUACAAUGUCUCGCUGUAUGGAACGAUGGUCGUAACAAGUAUCUCGUUGGAACGUUGAAAGGAAGGAGUAUCUCGAGUUCGGAAAAAAUGUACAGAUGUUUCUUGUACGAAGAGAAAACGCAUCAUCAAGGGAAGGUGGCCUAUUUACUCGCCCAAUCGGGCGAACCAACUUGUAACGGCCUAACUACCGUUUCCGAGGGAUCGCCGACUAUAAAGCUUACCAAAGUUGACAAGGAACACAACAGAUGCAAGUAUCCUUCGUGGAUCACCGAACAUCACGACUGGCGUUCUCUCGACGGUACUAAAGUUUAUCACUUUACCAAUAAAAAUGCAACGCUCAAGGUUAAAGUACAAAACGCCGACGGGGAUACGUUUCACGAGGAAAAAAUUGUUUGCCACAAUCUAGAGAGGUUACAUCCUUCGGAAAAUACACAAGGAUACAAAGUAAAGUUAAUCGCUCAUGUCACUAGCGGAUGGCUCUUCGCUACGUCAGAGAAAAUGUCCGAAUCCUGGACGAUACGCCGUCUUGGGAUUCACCACUCCGUUCGGCGUAUCUAGCACGUCGACGUUACGCCGACGGCAACGUCGCAACGAAAGACGCCCUUCUAGAAUCGCCAAACGGAGGAGCACUUGGCACGAGGAUGCAACUCAAAAGGAAUCGUACGAGCAACAACGACAACCUCGAGAACAAUAUCAUCUCCAUCAGGUCCAUCAUCAUCAAUACGGCGGGGGAGAACAGCGUUAUCAGCAACAGGAAGACGAACAACAACGAAGGGGGGAGGAGUGCGAAAGAACCAGCGUUCGAAUAGGCUGUGCUUCGUGGGAUCAGAGUGAAAUCGUUAUUGGGAAAACGUGCGAUACCGAAGAAACGAGUAAGCACGUUUGCGAUAUUUACUUGCUUUAUGCUUUCUACCUCGAGUGGAUCUUCCGUAUAUCAUCUCCUGUUUUUGUCAUUGCCGUUGCAGCAUAUUAUUGCCACGGUAGUUGGGAAGAAAAAGACAGUUGGCACACGAUAGUGUCGCUAAAAACCAACGAAGCUUCUUCAAACUUUGGACAGACUUUUUGUUUCUCUAUGCAGUUGGAUCGUAACGCGGAAAGGAAAGACGUAACGGGAAGAACGAUGAAAACCAAAGUCUCGGAACAAGAAUUUUGGUCAACUAAAUUGGAUCGUGUCUGUCGAAGAAGUCGUCGUAUCCAAGACGAACGAUUCUACACGCUCGUCAGCGAAGGAGUUUGCGAAGACGUAGAAAAGGCGUAUUCCAGUUUAGCACCACUUCUUUCCAGACUUUCCAAGUCUGUAAUUUUAUUCGUUGCGAUCGUGGGGAAUUGCGCCGCAAUAUUUCUGUUGAGAUGAUAUGCCACCUCCACGUGAGAAACUUACGACGCUUCUAACAGGAUUUUCUUUCUCCUCUUCUCGUCCUCUUGUUUUUCUCAUGGACGUCUACGUGAGCGG